AUGGCGGGAUAUCUAUAUAUUCUCCUGUUGAUGAUACCUUCAACUUCAGGAAUUACACUGACUGGGUCAUCAACGUCCGCCACGCUGGAUCAGAGUUUCCAGUUUACCUGCACUGUAACAGGGCCAUCUAACAGAAAUCUCCUAUUCUUCUGGGAGGAUGAUAAAACUGUUUGUACAAUCAGGCUCGACCGAUGUCAACAGCAUUCAGCUACUCCAGGUUACAGCUGUUCUUGUGGACAGAGUGGAGUGUACCAUAUGGAUAUAACCAGUGUCAGUCUGACAGAUGAUGGGACAUGGACAUGUACACAUUCACAAACCAGCAACAACGUCACACUGACUGUUUACUAUGGACCAUUUAACAAUGUGACUGUAGACAAGGACUCCCCGGUGACUGUGAGAGAGGAUGUGACUGUGUCUCUGACUGCCAGAUGUUCCGCUGUCUGUAACCCUGACUGUAGCUACACCUGGAGUAAGGGGACACAGCAAGUGUCUGACAACAGAGAUCUUCCUGUAGGCAGCUUCAGAAGGGAUCAGGAGGGAGAGUACAGAUGUACAGCCAGGAACACAGCUACUGGGGCUACAGCAGAUAGUCGGACUCUGACAGUGAAUGUACAGUUGUAG
Haliotis rubra (blacklip abalone) is the source of this 621-nucleotide messenger RNA. Its product is annotated as neuronal growth regulator 1-like. NCBI's taxonomy places the organism in Eukaryota, Metazoa, Mollusca, Gastropoda, Lepetellida, Haliotidae. The record is from RefSeq and is a predicted model, not a curated record. The coding region runs from base 1 to 621 and encodes 206 amino acids. The transcript has 4 exons.